GACGCCGACAGUCCGCUGUUCACGCCGCCGGGCACGCCGCCGCCGCCCUACGGCGGCAGCACCAGCGACGUGGCCGCCGCCGCCGCCGACUGGGACCGCUGCGAGCACGAGGUGUCGGCGACGGACACGUCCGGCUCCAGUCCCAGCAUGCUGCCGCGCGUCAACCAGCCGUACAUCAUGUCGAUUGAGGACGACGAUCUCUCGGAGCAGGAGUGUGGCCAGGAGGACCACGGGCCGUUCAACAGUCUGAAUAAUCUGCUGCAUGAUCACGCUCACCUAGCCGUCUUUAUGAAUUAUGUGAUAUCGAACUGCGAUCCCUCCAGCCUCUUUUUCUACUUAAUCAGUGAUUUGUACAAAGAGGGCAACGCGAAAGAUAUGCGCCGGUGGGCGUAUGAGAUUCACUCCAGCUUCCUCGUGCCGGAUGCCGUGAUGCGGGUGAGUGGCAUCGAAGAGGGCUCCCUGCUGAAGAUAGACGAGAUCCUCCUACAUGACCUGGACAAAGAAGAGAAGCUGCGCACGAUAUUCCAGCGGGCGCGAGCGCGGGCGCGCGAAGACAUCAACGACCAGCUGGCGGACUUUCGCGGAAAGCGGACGGCCGGCCUGGGCGCCAUGUUCGGCCCGCGCGACUCGGAGCUGGACGAGGCGCGCCACGACAAGCUGAAGGAGGGCCGUAUCAUCGAGGACGUGCUGGUCAAGCUGCUGGAGACCGUGUACCAGUCGUCGGAGCUGGAGAACGCCACGGAGCAGACGCAGACCCAGGCGUCCAGUCUCACCACCAUCCUGCACAAACACUUCAACUACCGCAGCCCGUCCGUGCAGCAGAUCGUCGACAACUGCCCCAUGUUCGUCUCCAAGGAGCGCUCCUUCAAGUCAAAACUGCUCAACCGGCAUAAGAAGCCGCCGGCGAUCCGAGGCCACCAGUUCCAGCUGCACCAAUACUACAUCGUCACGGCGUGCAACGUGUGCGGCGACUCCAUCCGUGGCAUCAGUCCGCAGGGCUACCAGUGCGCUCACUGCGAAAUGAACAUACACAAGCUGUGCCUGCGGACGGUGGAGGAGCAGUGCGUGGGCGCCAACCCGCGCCGCGGCGGCGACAAGAUCAGCAAGCUCAUGGAGAAGAUCAUGCCCGAGCAGCGCAAGAAGAUGGCCGGCGGCAGCUUCAACCUCGGACAGAACGGGAUUUUCAUCAUUUUUCCGCCGGCCAGCCCGGCAGCCGGUAGUGCGGGCGACAGAUCGAAGCGGUCUCGGGACGAAUCACCCGACCAGGUGACGCCGGAGACGGACCCAGGCGCCUCCGGUGACCGAGCGGCGCCGGCCAGCGGCCGGGCCGACCAGCGCCGGCCCGACACCGUCACCGAGAAGGACGAGCGGCGCGACGAGACGCCGGAGCACGCCGACGUCGGCUCCACCAACAGCGGGCUGCCGCAGAUCGGGAAGAAGCCGUCCUCGUCGUCCAUCACGCGGUCCGAGAGCUACCGCGAUCACCGCGAACGCCAGGCCAGCCGGCGGCACACGCGAGAGAAGCGGAAACACAGCGACCCCAACAUACCCAGUUCCAAAGUCAGCGAUGUCGACCUCGACAGCCAGGGACUAUGCAACAACAACCACUCGGGCAGCUCGUCCAACUCCAGCCUCUCUGCCCGCCAGGAGAGUCCGUCGGCGUCACUGGACAGCGUGUCGGUGGGCGGCCGGGUGGCCGGCACGCUGGCCGAGGGCACGCCCGGCUGGGACUCGGACAUGGAGGUGGACGCCGACCCGCCCGACUGGCAGCGCUCCAUCGACGCCGAGGUGCGCCGCCACCUGCGGCCCAAGGAGAAACAGCGGCUCGACGUCGUCAACGAGCUGUUUCACACAGAGAGAACGCACGUUCGGAACCUGAAGGUGCUGGUUCACCUGUUCAACCGCCCGAUGAUCAACCUGAACAUCUUGCAGCCCAACGACAUCAAUCUGCUGUUCGGUAACCUCGAAGAAUUGUUGGAGAUUCAUUCAAGGUUCAACUCAGCAAUGAAAAAGCGACAAAAAGAGGAUCCCAUGAUGGAAAAAGUGGGCGAUAUCCUCAUCAGUAUGUUCGAAGGCGAGUCGGGCGAGAGCUUCAAGACGGCGGCGGCCGCCUUCUGCCGCUGCCAGUCGAUCGCGCUCGACAAGCUGAAGUCGCUGCAGAAGCGCGACCAGCGGCUGGCGGCGUUCCUGUCCGAGGCCGAGAGCGACCCGGUGUGCCGCCGGCUCCAGCUCAAGGACAUCCUGCCGACGGCCAUGCAGCGGCUCACCAAGUACCCGCUGCUGCUGACCAACCUGGCCAAGUACACGGUGCGCGGCUCCGAGGACCACGCGCUCGUGCUGCGCGCCUGCGAGAAGAGCAAGGCCAUCCUGGAGCACGUCAAUAAGGUGAAAGGCGAGACUGAGCGCCACGAGCGCCUCGUCGAGAUCCAGAACAAGCUCGAACAGAACGGCUUCACCCGGGUCGACAACCCCAUCGUCAACGAGUUCAACGGCCGACUUGAUCUCACCAAGUACCGGAUGAUCCACGAGGGCGCCGUGAUGUGGAAGUUCAGCAACAAGGGCAAGCACGUGGAGCUGCACAUGAUCCUGCUGGAGGAGUUCAUCGUGCUGCUGCAGAAGCAGGACGACAAGUACGUCCUCAAGUUCCACACCGUCACCGGCCGCGAGAUCAGCCCCAUCGUGAAGAACGAGAACAUCCUGGUCCGUCCGAUGGCCACAGAGAAACGCGCCUUCUUCAUCCUGCACAACCUGAACGUGGGACCGCAGAUCUACGAGCUGCUGUUCGGCAGCUCCAGCGAGCGCGACACGUGGUACCGGCUCAUCAAGGAGGCGGCCGACGCGUACCAGGGCCGUGACGGCAAGGGCCACAAGCGCACCGAGUCGGCGCACACGCUGCUGCAGGCGCAGGACUCGAGCGAGGCGCCGGCGGCGGCACCGCGCGACGACGAGCCGGCCGAGGCGGCGGCCGGCGGCGCCGAGGCGUCGCUC
Molecule: messenger RNA, 2988 nt
Organism: Pollicipes pollicipes
Lineage: Eukaryota; Metazoa; Arthropoda; Thecostraca; Pollicipedomorpha; Pollicipedidae
Product: rho guanine nucleotide exchange factor 11
Exons: 23
Biological process (GO): G protein-coupled receptor signaling pathway
Cellular component (GO): cytoplasm
Molecular function (GO): G protein-coupled receptor binding; guanyl-nucleotide exchange factor activity
Source: RefSeq, a predicted model, not a curated record